AUGGCGAGUUCUCCGCUGCUCGUGAUAUACAAUCCCGUCUGUGGAAAUGGCACUGCCGAGGCCUUUUUCCAUGAACACGUCUUUCCUCGUCUCGAGCAAGCGCAUCUCCAAGUUACCCAAAAAAUGUCAACUGGAGCCGCUGGACAUGCUGGUACCAUAGUAAUCGAGUUUCUAGAACGAUAUAAGGGCAACGUGACAGUGAUACUGGGCUCCGGCGAUGGAACACUGCACGAAAUCAUCAACGCCCUCUCACUUGUGGCACUGAAAGGUGUACGCGAGAACAUUGUAUCAUCCUCAAUUCGUGUGGUCCUUGUCCCGUGUGGGACGGCAAAUGCUCUCUACUACUCGUUAUUCAAGUCAACCUCUAUGCAUGAGGGCCCGUCAUACAAGCUGAAGUCUCUUGACGCGUUCAUCAAGGGUUCGAAUGUCGUUCCCCUCACACUGGCUAUCACGACCCUAUCUUCUCCACCGAGCUCAAAACAAUCUUGUUCCAAGGUCGCUGUUUCAGCAGUAGUGACAUCUACUGCUUUGCACGCCUCUAUCCUCCAUGAUUCCGAGAGUCUGAGGAAAGAAGUGCCAGACAUCGAAAGAUUCAAAAUUGCUGCCAGGAACAAUAUUACGCAAUGGUACAGCAGCCAUGUCAAACUUUUGCCUACGCCAUCUACCCGGGUUGUGGAGAUAUAUGAUCCAGACCAAAAGACUUUCGUAACCCACGAGGAUUCAGAUGACCACUGCGGAAUUGUGGAUGUGUAUGGCCCAUUCGCAUACUUUCUGUCUACCGUCAAUGUCGAUCGUUUGGAACCCACUUUCAGAAUUACCCCUCUUGUGUCUGAAUUUGUUCCAUCAGAGGUCUCGCUAGACAUUGUCAUGGUUCGACCUCACCGUGAUCCAACCUUCGUCAUGGAUACAAUAGAAGCUCGAAAUGCCUUUGCGGAAAAAUCAAUUGCCGUGUUGAAUGCAGCAUACCAAGAUGGGGACCACAUUAACUUGAGAUACACUGACGAUGGAAAGAUAACUAGUGAGGGGUCUGGUCCCACUGUGGUAGAGUAUAUCCGGUGCGGAGGAUGGGAAUGGAUACCUGAUGACGUCGAUGAAAAGGCCCACCUUCUAUGCUCAGAUGGAGCUAUAUUCUCAAUUGAGACGGGUGGAAGGGCGGCAUGCAGGGCAGCAGUACCAGCGGAUAGCGCAGGGUUUUUGGUAUACGUCUAA
Molecule: messenger RNA, 1209 nt
Organism: Suillus clintonianus
Lineage: Eukaryota; Fungi; Basidiomycota; Agaricomycetes; Boletales; Suillaceae
Product: ATP-NAD kinase-like domain-containing protein
Exons: 2
Coding region: 1-1209 (402 amino acids)
Biological process (GO): sphingosine biosynthetic process
Cellular component (GO): cytoplasm; intracellular membrane-bounded organelle; membrane
Source: RefSeq, a predicted model, not a curated record